AUGGAGAUUUCACAUGAUCUAGAAACUGAAUUAUACAGAUCUAUUGAGGCAAACAUCUCUGCUGCAGCUUCUGUACCUGGACCAGGUGACAAAAAUGCAUUGAAACCUGAAGUUGUCAGCCCAUCUUCUCCAAGUACUAACAAUGGAAGCCCUUCAACUGUAAGUACUGAUAUUCAUGUCCCUGGAGAAGCGUUCGAGACAACAGAGCAUUCGCAGAUGUCACAUGAUCUAGAAGCUGAAUUUCAAAUGAGCGAACCAUCUUUAUCAGAGUUUCUGUUUGGCCAAAUUGCUAUGAAAAGUGAUGUAAGGGCUACUUCAUCUGUGGAAAUUAACAAUUGCGUCCAGAAUGAAGCAGUCGACAGGUUUUCAUUUCAGGCUGAAAUCAGUGGAACAGAGGAGGUUCUUUCACUACCAAAAGUUAAUAUGAAGAGAUCAAUUCAUUGUACUCUAGAGAAGAUUUUUGAAGCCUUUCAGGAUUCUAAUCGCAGAAGAAUAGGUGUUUAUGGAAGAGGGGGUAGUGGCAAAACUACCAUGCUAAAAAACUUGUUCCAUCAUUCUGCAACAAAGGAGUUGUUUGACCAAGUCCUUUUUGCUCUAGUAGACGGAAAGUUUCUGGUGCUUUUGGAUGAUGUUUGGGAAUCAAUUAACUUGCAUGAAGUUGGAAUACCAAAUCCUGAUCCAGAGAAUAGUUGUUGGUUGGUAUUGGCUACUAGGUCUCUGGAUAUAUGCAAUGUCAUGGCUGAUAGGGAGAUAGAAAUGGAGGUUCUCUCUGAUGCGGAAGCUUUGGAAUUAUUUUACUGUCAACUGGGAGAUAUAAUUGAUUCUCCAGAAAUUAAGUCCUACGCUCAAGCUAUUUCCAAGGAAUGCUAUGGCUCUUCAGUGAUAAUUUCUGCCAUUGGAAGUGCCUUAAGAGAGGAAAACAGUAUUGAACAAUGGAAGCUUGCACUGAGAAAUCUUCAGUCAGGUGAUACAGCUAGCACAAAUGAUCAUCUUUUUUUUAACCCGCACAUAAAAUAUUGUUAUGAUAGAUUGAAAGCUCGUGACGUGAAGAAUUUCUUUCUUUACACCGCAUUGUUUCAACAAGAUAAAGAAAUUGAUAGUUCCAUGCUGGUAGAUCGCUUCAUUAGUGAAGGCUUAGUUGGUAGGUCGACAGUGGCUGCUUAUAAAAAGGGACAUGAUAUUGUAGUGCGUCUUACAAACGCUUCUUUGUUAGAGGCUAAUGAUGACGGUCUAAUGGUUAAGAUGCACAAUGUGGUCAGGGAUUCAGCAUUGGAAAUCCUUUCAUCAGGUAUAGAAGGUUAUCAAGUAUUAAUGAGAUUUCCAGAAUCAGAUAAGGAUGAAGAUCGAUCCUUUCACGAAAGUAGCUGGGCUAACAAUAACAAGCUGGUUGACAAGUUCGAUUCAUUCAGCAUCCAGAUGCCUAGAAUUCACAAAUACUUGACUAGAGCUGGUGCUCAUUUGAAGGAAUCUCCGUCACCUGAAGAAUGGGAGCAAGCUACUAUGAUGUUCUUGAUGGAUAAUGAGUUGUCAAGUCUUCCAAGCAAUCCAAGAUGCUAUAAUUUAAUAGCAUUGUUCCUUCAAAGAAACAGCUCCUUAAGGGUGAUACCAACAUCCUUUUUUGACAGCAUGUCUACUCUUAAAAUUCUGAAUCUCUCCAAAACCAGAAUAAAGUCUUUACCUGAUUCCUUUUCUAGACUCAAAAGCCUCCAAGUCUUACUGCUGCGAGAUUGUGAGCGCUUGCUUGUGCUUCCUUCAUCAAUUGGAUUUCAUAAAUCUCUGAAGGUGCUUGAUCUUCAAGGUACCGAGGUAACCCACUUGCCUGAUAGUAUUGGUAAAUUAGAAAGCCUGAAACAGUUGAGAGUUUCAUUCUAUGGAUCCAUUAAUCGUUGUGAAUACAAUAAGUUGCCUUCAAAGUUGGUAUCAGAUGGAAUCAUUUCGAGCCUUAAGCUUAGAGAACUUGGUGUUUUUGUUUAUCCUGGAGAUCGACGUUGGACAUUGAGUGCAUCAGGUAUCACGAAUGAGAUCAGUAGCCUGAAGUUGUAUGUGCUUUAUUUUCACUUCCCAAAAGUAGAAAAUCUCGAGCACUUUGUGCAUACAAGCCAGUCGUGGAAGGCAAGAGAGUUGGCUAAAUUCAAUUUUAUUGUUGGACAUGAUUUCAAACGUAUUGUAUCUUUGGUUUCAAAUGAUGCAGAACUCUUGUACAACGAAGGUCAAAGAUGUUUAAGAUUUGUGAAUGGUGAAAGUAUACCUGAUCCGGUGGUAGAGGUAUUGACACGAGCUACUUCUUUUUACUUAGACCAUCACCUGAACAUCUCCAAUCUAUCACAAUUUGGAAUUGACUGCUUUGAUGGCUUAAAAUUUUGCAUACUAAGGGAUUGUCCGGAGCUGGUAGGAAUUUUGGAUAGUCAAGACCAGCGAAGUGCAUUCCUUCCUUUUCUAGAAUACUUGAGUAUCAACUACCUCUGGAACUUAAAAAGAAUUUGGGUUGGUUAUAUUGCAGCAGGAAGUUUUGCUAGGUUAAGAUGCUUAUCGAUUCAUGCUUGUCCAAAAUUGAGCUAUGUUCUUACUUGCCCCAUGCUUGAUAUUCUCCGUAAUUUGGAGGAGUUGGUGAUUGAAGACUGUGUAUCCCUAAAAUAUGUUGUGAGUGAAGACGAGGAUGUCAAAGAGAUCAAGUAUGCUGAUGUAGACAGUGUUUCUGCUCUUGAGUUGUCUCCGCUUCAUAUGUUGAAAGUAUUAAAACUUCAUUAUCUACCAGAGAUGUGCGGCAUUUGGAGAACCCGGUGGCCUCCAUUGGAGUACGUCAGCUUUUACGAUUGUCCCAAGCUCAGAAAUCUUCAUAUGGAAGGGUAUGAUGACACAUUCAUUAAAGAAAUAGCAGCAGAUAAAGGGUGGUGGGAUUCUUUAGAGUGGGACGAUCUUGAACUGUCAAGAAGACUUCUCAAGCACGUGACCGAACUCCAUGUUGAUGAAUUGUAA
Messenger RNA from Spinacia oleracea (spinach), 2976 nucleotides. RefSeq names its product probable disease resistance protein At4g27220. The record is from RefSeq and is a predicted model, not a curated record. Gene Ontology annotation, molecular function: ADP binding. The transcript is spliced from 2 exons. NCBI's taxonomy places the organism in Eukaryota, Viridiplantae, Streptophyta, Magnoliopsida, Caryophyllales, Amaranthaceae. Bases 1 to 2976 code for a protein of 991 amino acids.